This is a messenger RNA of Pyrus x bretschneideri (Chinese white pear), 927 nucleotides long. RefSeq names its product protein SOB FIVE-LIKE 2. The record is from RefSeq and is a predicted model, not a curated record. Bases 343 to 705 code for a protein of 120 amino acids. The transcript has 2 exons. Gene Ontology annotation, biological process: cytokinin biosynthetic process. Lineage: Eukaryota; Viridiplantae; Streptophyta; Magnoliopsida; Rosales; Rosaceae.
CCUCCUCUUUCCCUUGAUAAUAGUAAGGACACGUGGAGAGAGAAACCCAAUGAGCCCUAGUGAGUGAGCAACCACCAAUGUCCUUUCAAAUUCAAGGGAGAAGGCAAAAGCUUUAAGCUUUGGUGUGCAGGGUGGAGUAUUUCACUUUCACUGGCAGCAGCUUCUAGCUUGCUAGCUGUCUUUCUGCUCGGUAAAAAAGUAGAAUUUAUUGGUAUUUAGAUUUCCAGGCAGUGUGGUAGUAGCACUCACAGUUAUUGCAGCCAGAUUAUUGGCUUUUUGUAUAAGUAGAGGGAGAGAAGUGCUUCUGGCUUUUGGGGUGUUGCUCUCAAAUGUGAGAUCGUUAUGGAGUCUGGAAAAGUGUUUGGAGGUGUGGAGGAAUGCCACAGCAGUGAGUCCGGGUGGACGAUGUACAUUGGCUCCCACUUCGAAGGCGAAAACGACGGUGGCAUGCAUCAAGAAGAAGAUGAUGAUGGUGGAAAAAAUUAUGGUGGUCAUCAUAAGGAUGAAGAGAGCGAUGAUUCAAUGGUCUCUGAUGCAUCCUCCGGUCCGAGUCAUCAUCACGGCCGUCCAUGUGGAAAAGAGAGGGUGGCAGCUGAGAAAAAGGGCAAGAAGAAACCAGAGAAGGAGAAGCAAACCAGAGGUGGAAGGAGAAAGAAGGAGGAGAAGAAAGAGAAGGCACUGUUGAUUCAUAGCAAGAAACGAUGAGAGGUCAACCGGAAAGGGGUAUUUUGGGGAAGGAAAAAUUAAAACUAGAGGUUUUUUGUUGUUCUUAAUCAUCAGCUAAUUAUUAUUAUUUUGUAGCUGAUUAAUUGUACCUCAGUUAAGAAAAAUUGGGGUGCAAUUUACUUUUAUGACUAUGGUUUCAAUAUCAAAUUAACUUUUUGGUGUAAGCAUAUAUUCAAUAAAUUAAUCAAGUAUUAUUGUUUA